GAUCCCAGGACCCUGAGAACAUGACCUGAGACGAAGGCAGAGGCUUAACCCACUGAGCCACCCAGGCGCCCCUUUUUUAAAAAGAUUUUAUUCAUUUGAUACAGAGUGAGGACAAGCCAGGGGAGCAACAGGAAGAGGGAGAGGGCGAAGCAGAUUCCCUGCUGAGCAGCAAGCCUGACGCAGGGCUCGAUCCCAGGACCCUGGGAUCAUGACCCGAGUGGAAGGCAGACGCCUAACCGACUGAGCCACCCAGACCUCCCCCCCUUUUCUGCAAUAUGCUUUUUAACUCUGAGUCACUGUAUUGCUGCAGGAAGCUCUUGGUAUGUGUCCUUGCCAAGGGGUCUCGUCCAUCAGGUGCACUUGUGACUUCGUACCUAAAUCAUGGGGGGCCUCUUCUUUUACGGUGAUGAAAAAGGCUUUCAGAGUCGAAUGCAGGGCACUGCUGACAUGUGUGGGGAGUGACUCCGUGGGUCCGGUGCCGCCUCGUCUCCCACGGGCUUUGCUUUGUGGUUGAGUGUCGCAUCUAUUCUAGAAGAGUGGGUUGGAGCAGGAGACUCGAGGCCUCUGGAUCAGCACCACUUCCCUGCCCAUGUCCCCGUGGGCAACGCAGCGAGGGCUGCAUGGCCGGCUUCACGCAGGCGGGCUGUGCCCGGGGGAGGACCCUGCACCUGGAGCCCACACAGUGCCCUGCUCGUUCUCUGCAGUUGCCGCUGUUUGGACUUGGCAUAACUGAAAGCCAGUGUAAGCUCUGGACACCGACAGCCGAGGAGGCGCAGACUUCUUCUGACACAGGUGUUUCUGGGCCGGCAUGACUUUGAUCUAGAGCUGUCUGCUGUAGAGUGAGGUUCGGCAUUGGGCUGGGUCCUGGGAGAUGGACGUCAGCGGGGGGAGAGAGGCAGCUCCGGGCUUGGCUCGCCGGCCCGCGCGGGCCCAGAAGGCAUGCGUCUUCCUUCCUUGGUUUGUCUAUUCUUUAAAUGCGAGUUUUCUAAAAUACUUUCUUUUCCACUUUGAGCAGCGUUGGACUUUCAGACGGCUGAUGGCAGGAAACCUCCGUUUCCAUUGUGCAGCGCUGACAUAGUGAGGCCCUGGCUGCCUGGGGCCUUCCUGGCCGAGUGUCCGGGCCUGGCCCGUCUGCCCUGGACGGCGGCGCUAGCAGCCCCCUGCGUUCGUGUCGGGUGAACUAGAAUGUGCGGAAGCAGCCCCAGCAGAGGUGCACCGGCCCGAGGUCUCCACGGCCGAGAAAGUGAAGCCCUGAGCGCGGCAGCUGUCCCCGCCGGCCACUGCAGGGUUCACCGAGAGAGGCGGCCUUGCCCGUGACCAACGGCUGGUGCGCGCGGGGGCUUGAGUGCUCGCAGGGCAGCCGUCACUGGCGCUGGGAGCGGGGGGCUGCCCUGCUCUCUGCAGGCCGGGGUUGACUGAGACCCAAUCGGCCUCGGGAGUUUGUGUGCCCGUGGCCGCCAAAGGGACCGUGGCCGAGACCGGAGAAGGCUGAGCGCGGCCCGUUGGUGCGGGCGCCGGGCUGGACAGAGCUGGGUGAGGCAGGCAUCCAGACCUCGCUGUCAUCUGUCUGCGGUGGGCUCUGUACGUCGUGAUCGGACACGGUACCGGUCAUCGAGGCCACGGCAGGACAGGGGCCUUGGCCCUGACGGAACGUGCAGUGUGCAGAGAAGCCAUGAGGCCCGUGGCACCGAGCACGGUCUGUGAGGCCCCGGGAGACAGAUGUGCGCCAGGCCACAGAAGCUGCUCCCCUCGGUCAGCUCCGUUCCGGGACGUGCGGCUCGGCGCUGCCCGUUGUUCAGACACCAUUUGCCUCUGACUGGAGAUGAUGUGAUGUUUUAUUGUAAAACUCACUCACCAUGAUGGCCACACAGACCUUGAGCAUAGACACCUAUCAGGAUGGGCAGCAGAUGCAAGUAGUAACAGAGUUAAAAACGGAGCAAGACCCCAACUGCUCUGAGCCCGAUGUGGAAGGAGUAAGCCCCCCACCUGUGGGGUCCCAGACGCCAAUGGACGCGGACAAGCAGGCCAUUUAUAGGCACCCGCUGUUUCCGUUAUUAGCUUUGCUGUUUGAAAAAUGCGAACAGUCCACGCAGGGCUCCGAAGGCACGACUUCCGCCAGCUUCGAUGUGGAUAUCGAAAAUUUUGUACGGAAGCAGGAGAAGGAAGGGAAGCCCUUCUUUUGUGAAGAUCCGGAAACUGACAAUUUAAUGGUAAAAGCAAUCCAGGUUUUGCGUAUCCAUCUUCUUGAGCUGGAAAAGGUUAAUGAACUGUGCAAAGACUUCUGCAGUCGAUACAUCGCUUGUCUAAAGACGAAAAUGAACAGUGAGACUCUGCUCAGCGGAGAGCCCGGGAGCCCGUAUUCCCCCGUCCAGUCCCAGCAGAUUCAAAGCGCCAUCUCAGGCACUCUCAGCCCCCAGGGAAUCGUGGUGCCGGCGUCUGCGCUGCAACAGGGGAACGUCACCAUGGCGACGGUGGCAGGUGGCACCGUGUACCAGCCCGUCACAGUCGUCACUCCUCAAGGCCAAGUAGUGACACAAGCGCUGUCGCCUGGCACGAUCAGGAUCCAGAACUCGCAGCUUCAGUUGCAGUUAAACCAAGAUCUGAGCAUCUUGCAUCAAGAUGACGGCUCCUCUAAGAAUAAACGGGGUGUUCUGCCGAAGCAUGCCACCAACGUGAUGCGAUCGUGGCUCUUCCAGCACAUAGGGCACCCCUACCCGACAGAAGAUGAGAAGAAACAGAUUGCUGCUCAGACGAACUUGACACUACUCCAAGUGAACAACUGGUUCAUCAACGCCAGAAGACGGAUUCUUCAGCCCAUGCUGGAUUCUAGCUGUUCAGAAACUCCAAAAACUAAGAAGAAAACUGCUCAGAACAGACCGGUCCAGAGGUUUUGGCCUGACUCCAUUGCCUCCGGAGCCGCGCAGCCGCCCCCCAGCGAGCUGGCCAUGUCUGAAGGAGCCGUCGUGACCAUCACCGCGCCCGUGAGCAUGAGCGUGGACAGCCUCCAGUCCCUGUCCUCGGACGGCGCCACCCUGGCGGUGCAGCAGGUCAUGAUGGCGGAGCAGAGUGAGGACGAGUCCGUGGACAGCACAGGGGACAGUGGGGCCGCGCUGGGCCCCGCCCACAUCAGCGGCCUCGUCCUGGAGAACAGCGACUCCCUGCAGUAGGCCCCCGCGCGGCCCAGAACCGUGGGGGGGCCGGCCUGACUUCUUACAGUUUGCACGGCAAACCUUUUACACAGUUUUAUUCUACUAUGUUUUAUAUGUAGAUAGAGAAGAACGCACUUUUGUAUUUCAUAGGACGCUUCAAGAGCAUCUCUGCUGGUGCAGCGACUUCUUUCGAGCGUGCGCGUGUGUGUGUGUGUGCGCGCGUGUGGGUUUUUAAGGAAAUUCUUUAAAGGUUUAACGCUAAGAAUGUGAUGAGUGGCGAACACCCCUGUGAGCCCUGAAUUAGAUUAAGGAAUAGUGCUGCCAUUUUCUAAAAAACGACGCAGUUUUAACUUAGUUCUGUGGCUGAAGCAGGUUUCAGUGGGCUGAUCUCUCUGUGCGGCCCACGGAUUCGAAAGAAGCUUCUGCGUCUUACAGCUGCCAGUGCCAGGUGGACGCCGCACGGUGGCAAAGUGGGCGUGGCUCCGCGGUGGGCCCUCUGAGCACACGUAGGUUCUCGCACAUUCCGUGAGCCUGUUUCAUUUGCUAUAGAUGAAAAAAAAACUCCUAUUUUUACCUUGCUGGAAUUAUUGGAUAAAAAACUAUUUUUAUAAAUUCGUUAUGAAUUGGAUGACUAUAUUGAGGAUAAAAUUUCUAGAGGACAAACAAUACAUGCUUACUACUUCAAUUUGGAAUGUUGUGAACUGACCAAAUUUCAUGAACCUGCCCAAAGUUAGCUCGCAUUCCAUGGUUCUCUGCUGUCCCAGGCGGGUGGUUCGUAUUUACAACUAUGAAGGAAGCAGCUGUUGAAUGGAAUUUUGGUGCCUGCGAAUUUCAGUUGCGUGAAUGCUCACGUCACAUCUCACUCUCAAUCCGGACAUAGACCCGAGGGAUUGCUAACAGGGCUAGUGAGUCAGGUGACGCGGCGGCCGCGACCGGAGAACAGCCACUACCUGUGUUUCUGUCUGACUGCAGUUAAAUGGUCACUGCCUGAAUCUGACCACAGUUAAAUGGUCACGGCCUGAAUCUGACUGCAGUUAAAUGGUCACUGCCUGAAUCUGACCGCAGUUAAAUGGUCACGGCCUGAAUCUGACCGCAGUUAAAUGGUCACUGCCUGAAUCUGACUGCAGUUAAAUGGUCACUGCCUGAAUCUGACUGCAGUUAAAUGGUCACUGGCCCAGCUAGCUGUGUGUUGCUCUAGGACGUUUUCGUCAGCCGUGUGUUACACGUAGAAUGUUCAUCACAAACUAAUGCAAAACGUCCUCUACCCGCUGCCUCCAAGUGAGGGCCCAUAAGCCACGCUAGCUCUGUUACGUAAUUAACAUCUCCCCGAAGUGACCCGGGGACCCAGACCGGGGCGACAGCGUGACGGCGUACUCUCCCGCCGUCGGGCCCGGUGUCCGUUUUCCCUCCUUGUCUGUUGUUGCUUUGGCAUUUCCAGAGCCCUGCCCCUCGGGCUUGCGCACACGAGAUUUGGAAUAAUUGUAGGACUUGCGCUUCCAGGGGACAAGACAAACCAGAAGAGGAGACUGGGUUUUGUUUCCUUUGUUUUCAUGUAGUUGCAAGUGGGGCUCCUUCUCAGAGCAAAACCAAGCCGCCUUGUCUCGUGAAGUCUUUACAUGGUCUGACACGGGACGCCCGCGGUCCGUGUGGCCGAACGGGAGUUUGUGGCCGGGAAAGUCGCCCGUUCUCGAGGUUCGACGGCGGUAGGUGGCUGCAGACCGCGCUGAUACUGAGGGACAUUCAGAGCGAGGGCAGGUUUUGUUCUGCACUUGACUUCUUCCCCCCAAAUUUAUUGAUUAAAGUUAAUCACGGAAGAGCAUUUCCUAGAUAACUUAGAAGACAGUUAGACAUACUUGGAAAUUUCUCUUAAAAAUAUUUCAGGAGCUUUAGAAGAAAAACACAACUAUUGACUCUUGGCAAGAGAAUCACAUUUGUAAGCAGCGGUUACAUUCCUUAUUUAUAAAUGGUUUGUAAUGUUUUCAGCAAGUCUACCCCAGUUUAAAAGAUGAUUUUAACUUGACCUGAAGUCUGGUAUUGUUGGACUUCUUGAAGCGAGGACCUGUGGAGGCCGGCCGGCUUCCUGCGGCCACAGGUCCCUGGGCCUCCUAGCCGCCCUGCUCCUUGGGUGAGCGCAGACAUGCUCCUGGUGCGGACUCCCGGCUGUCCCGUCUCCCUCCCGCGCAGGGACUCCAGGGGUCACCGGAUCUCUCCCUGCUCAGGGAUCCUGCAAGGGGCAGCCCGGUCCAGGGCUCCUGUGCAGAGUCCCACCCCCCACUGGCCUGAGGCCUCGGGGCCCAGUGAUGCCGCGCGAUCCCUCUGGCUGAGCCUGGGGUUCUCGGGCUCUCCGUUCUCACUGGGCUCCAAGCACUGGGAUGAGCCGUUGAGAGAGCGGCGCGGAGGUUCCAGCAGACUUCCCGGGACGCGCAGGUGCCCAUGCGGGGCUGGGCAUAUGGCAAAGCCGACUGGGGUCAGAGAGCCGCCACCCAGCGCACUGUCUGUCCAUCUGCAUUGUAGAAACCUCCAUCCCCAGCCCUCCGGCAUUCCAGAGCAGCCGUCGAACGUUCCUUUUUGGUGAGCGGAUGUGAUUCUGACCUUCCACUAGAAGGUGCCUUGGAUGCGUUCUGAGGCUCAGAGGAAGCCGGCCGUCCCCUCUGGGCCGCGGCUGAGCAGGGAGCCCACCAGGCUGGGCCGCUGCCCGCCCACUCCACCCGCAGUGCGCCGACUGCCGCCAGCCCAGGGAGGAUGCUGAGUGAGGGGGGCGGCCUGGGGGGGCCUUCCCUGCGGGGCGAGCGGCCUGGGCUUGCCUUCUAGACACAGUCGAGCACACCCGGUCGGAGGGAGAAGGCCGUCUCUGGCCAGUAGUGACAGAAGUGACUCCACGGUCUGCCUUCGUUUUAGUUACGUUUGGUCUAUGAACUGACAAUCUUUAAAAUGUGAAUACUGUAACAAUAUGUUUUCUGGGAUUGUUGUCUUUCAAAGGGAUUUUUGUGAAGCAUUUGAUUUAUCAAAGCAAAAAAAAUUAAAAAUAGAAACACGCUU
Mustela lutreola (European mink) is the source of this 6188-nucleotide messenger RNA. It is a transcript of the gene PKNOX1, whose product is annotated as PBX/knotted 1 homeobox 1. NCBI's taxonomy places the organism in Eukaryota, Metazoa, Chordata, Mammalia, Carnivora, Mustelidae. Gene Ontology annotation, biological process: regulation of transcription by RNA polymerase II; angiogenesis. The coding region runs from base 1857 to 3167 and encodes 436 amino acids. The record is from RefSeq and is a predicted model, not a curated record. The transcript is spliced from 12 exons. Gene Ontology annotation, molecular function: DNA-binding transcription factor activity, RNA polymerase II-specific; RNA polymerase II cis-regulatory region sequence-specific DNA binding.